This is a messenger RNA of Corticium candelabrum, 871 nucleotides long. RefSeq lists its product as uncharacterized. Lineage: Eukaryota; Metazoa; Porifera; Homoscleromorpha; Homosclerophorida; Plakinidae. The coding region runs from base 1 to 690 and encodes 229 amino acids. Gene Ontology annotation, molecular function: protein binding. Gene Ontology annotation, biological process: signal transduction. The record is from RefSeq and is a predicted model, not a curated record. The transcript has 4 exons.
AUGCGAGAGUAUGGAAGUCGAAAUGGCGCCGAAUCGAAAGCGUGCACUAAGCGAGAACGAAUCGUAUUAGCUGCGUUUUCGUCGCGAGUCCAACGCGAACUCGCUGUGAUUUCGACGCGCAGCACCGGCGAACCCGAGACCAUUUCUUUUGCCGAUUGCAUGCGAAAUAAGAUGAUCAAGCUCGUUUGUCGAUUGUUGGACGUCGAAAUUUACAAAAGAGAACUGUUAUUAGUACAAAGAGAAAUCGCUAGGACGAAAAGAAUAACAUCUUACUUAGAACAACGUCUAGACGCUAUUAGAAUUCAGAGUGAAGCCAAAGCUGUCAGAGGAAAAGACAAACUGUUUGAGAAGAUUUCUCUAAAGGAUAAAGCUGCUACCAACUUGUUUAUUACAAUUCUGGAAGAACCGAUUAGAGAAGAGGACAUGGAAACUAUUGCUUGUGCAGUCAGCAGCUAUUACAAUCCUCUAGGACGAGCUCUGGGAUAUGAUCAUGAGAAAGUUCAAGACAUUCUGUCUGCCGAUCAGUACGAAGGACAGAGAAACUCCGAGAAGCUUCUUGCCGUUAUUCGAGCCUGGAAAUACAAGCAUGGAGUGAAAGCUACACUCGGGAGGUUACUGCAAGCGUGUGAAAAGAUCGAAGUGAAAGGGAGAGUGGAAUUGGCUCUGAUAGAAAAGAAGACAAGUAAAUAGUGAAACUUUGCGUAUUGCUCUGCUCGUAUACAUGUAAUGUCUACGAGUUGUUGUGCACAUGUAUUUAGCUAGCUAGACACUGAUGUCUGUCAAUGGACAGAAACAGCUGAACGCUGUAUACGUAGAAGUAAUCAGUUCUGCAUUUUAAACGUGACAACACGUCACAAGUUUGCAAUUACAA